AUGAGUUCAGAAGCGGAUAUUUCAUCGUUAGAAAGCAGUAUCGAAUUAAAAGAUACGCUUAUAGAUACGAAAUGGUUUCAACCGGAUGAAAUUCAUUCACUAUUGCCUACCGGAAAUAGAUGGAGUAAACGGACAAAGAAAGCAAAAAUAAAUAAACUUCAAGAUUCUCAUCGUCCAUUUUACAUACGUUGGUAUGAUGCAUAUAAAAUUCGUGCUUUAAAUCAAAGACUUGAACAAUACAACAUAAACGAAAUACAAUCUUUCAUAGAGCAAAAAAUUCGCAAAAUAAAUGAUAUCAUAACAGAAGAAGAAAUCAAGUUACGCUUAAUUUCAUCGGUUGUUCUGAAACCGGAUCAUAUAAAAAGUGAUCCUGAUUACUUGACACGUAAAUAUGGGACAAAUUUGAUUCGUUGGUUGGACGAUGUUGCAGCUAAAUUGAAUCGACCAUCAAAGGAAAUUAUCGAAGAGUUAAUGAUUGAUUUCACAUAUCUGAAAGAGGCUGACCCAUUAUCGAAUUGGACCGAACAGAGUAGUGAAUUUUAUCAUCGAAUGCUUGAAAGGAUAAAUAAUUUUGCUUCAACAAUGGCUGAUAUGGUUAAAUAUUCAUUUAUUAUUGAACCAGGUACAAUAACACCUCAUCUAUCGGAAUAUAUGGCAGAAUUUCAACAGUUAAAAACAUUUUUUGAGCGUAAUCCGUUAUCAUCAAAAGAAACCGAACAGAAUGCAUUUAAUCAAAAUCUUGAUAAAGCAAGAAAUAAAUUAUUCGAAUGUGCUGAUAUUAGUCGUGUUAUAUUAUGGCGUAAAAAAACAAUAAAUUACGAUAAUGGUUCAAUUAUUUCCUAUAAGCCUAGAAUACGAGAAUUAUCACACUUACAUCAUACGGAUGACAUUUUAAAGCCUAUUAAUGUGACAACAAAUCAUUCCACCAAUAAAAGCAAUGAUUUCAUUCAUGCAUCAUACGUACGUGGUGGUCCACUUUUGAACACGUUUAUUUUAACACAAGCACCAUUUCCGUCAACAAUUAAUGAUUUCUGGGAAAUGGUUUGGCAGGAACGCUCGAAAUAUAUCAUCAUGUUAUGUAAAGCUGUUGAUAUUAAACGUUUAGGCUUAUUAGAUGGUGUAUUACCUAAUACGUGCGUAUAUUAUUGGCCAAGAUAUGAACAUGAUAAGGAACAAUAUGGUGAUUACAUUAUUUGCAAUGAUAAAAUCGAUGGUACCAUUGAUCCAUUUUUCAAUGUCACCUAUUUAACUAUGCAACGAGUUGAUGAUCAAGAAGGUUUUGUGCAUAAAUUAGAACAUUGGCAAUAUGAUUGGAAUGAUUUCACUGAUUUUUAUUGGCCAUUACGUAUACUUAGACGAGUACGUUUAUCACCAACAGCAACAAUUAUACAUUGUUUGGAUGGUUGUGGUCGUUCCGGUACUUUGGUUACUAUUGAAGUAUUACUAAUGCAUUUACUUAGAGGAUCAGCUCAAUACAAUAAGUUAGUACUUACGACAGCAAUAUUUGUGCGACUUCAACGACGUCAUGCAAUUUUAUCACUCUUACAAUAUCUCUUUAUCUAUCGUACAUUACUUCAUUGGAUGCAACCAUUUAUAACUUCAAAUAUUACACGUUUUAUACUUGGAUUAAUUUUUCCUGAGUGGGGUUUUAUUGGUAAAUAUCAAAAAAUGAUUAAUUAUCGUUAUAGAUUUCAGUGA
This is a messenger RNA of Loa loa (African eye worm), 1698 nucleotides long. RefSeq lists its product as hypothetical. The coding region runs from base 1 to 1698 and encodes 565 amino acids. Gene Ontology annotation, molecular function: protein tyrosine phosphatase activity. Gene Ontology annotation, biological process: protein dephosphorylation. The record is from RefSeq and is a predicted model, not a curated record. The transcript is spliced from 11 exons. NCBI's taxonomy places the organism in Eukaryota, Metazoa, Nematoda, Chromadorea, Rhabditida, Onchocercidae.